Funneliformis geosporum is the source of this 330-nucleotide messenger RNA. The record is from the annotation of a GenBank genome assembly. NCBI's taxonomy places the organism in Eukaryota, Fungi, Glomeromycota, Glomeromycetes, Glomerales, Glomeraceae.
AUGUCCCGCAUUGAUUACAUUUGGUCUUCUGUUGAUAUUGUAUCCAACCUGUUACAUUGUUUUACUACUGAAGUCUCUUCUCAGCUCUCGGAUCACCUCAUUGUCUCGUUCAAAAUUGAUAACUUUUUAGAAAUCAAACAUACAAAUCGUAAGAUUUCACUCAAAAAGGUGUACGACUUCGAUAAAAUGACUCCCGACAAAUGGACCAUAUAUGGUGAUAAAGUUGACGCACUUACCAAUGGCUGUGAACUCACUACCCUUACUCAUCAGACAGUUUUCACACAAAAUCGAUUGAACUGCGACUGGGAUCUACUUCAAGCGUAUUAUUAA